Molecule: messenger RNA, 3453 nt
Organism: Oncorhynchus keta (chum salmon)
Lineage: Eukaryota; Metazoa; Chordata; Actinopteri; Salmoniformes; Salmonidae
Product: pannexin-2-like
Exons: 8
Coding region: 749-2719 (656 amino acids)
Biological process (GO): monoatomic cation transport; positive regulation of interleukin-1 production
Molecular function (GO): channel activity; nucleic acid binding
Source: RefSeq, a predicted model, not a curated record
GGUAAAGGCGGAACAAACCGGUGUGCCCUGAUAGACGCUGUAGCGGCUCGCCCGCACUGCAGAUUAACUCUUAGCAGGCCGAGGAUGCACAGGACCGAUGGACGCUGAAUUUCCUGUGCCUGUCACCAAUAUGGACAGGUGGACUGCAGCUAAUACAGGGCUUUCUCUUCCGUGAUUCAAGGGUCCCACAAAGAGGGUCCCACUGCAUCUUCGCUCCGGGGUGAAGUUUCCUCUAGAAGAAGGACAGGAGGUAUCCCUGUUGCUCUGGGCACGGUACAAACUUACAAACACAUCUACGAGGAACCACACUCUGAAAACCGAGAGAAAGAUCAUAUGUCCUCUCUUCAACCUGACACACUGUGGUGGACAAAAGCACAGAAUGUACAGAGCACAACUGGAACACACUGAAAACCACUGACUGAACCUAACGUCCUUCCUCAAUGUUGGAAGAGACAGUCAGAGAGCGUUGUUUGUCCCACUCACUCUCAGUGAACAUACCCCAGACUGUCCUGUGUGAGUAAAGGUAGCUAGGAGGACGGGGCAAAAGGUGGGAGGUCCCACUCACAGUCAGUGAAGAUCCCAAGACACCCAAGAGACUAUCCAUCAAGACCCGGCCAUUACUGACUUUACAUAGUCUUAUAACCAGGUCUGGCCCGGAGACAGCCAGUCCUGUGUGUGUGGAAUUAGCCCAGUGUGUGUGGGUGGAGGUAGCUAGGAGGAGGGGGCGCCAGUUGUCUUCUCAGGCCGGAUGCAGAACAUCCUCGAGCAGAACUUAGACAUGGCCACGGCUCUGCUGGCGGGGGAGAAGCUGAAGGAGCUGAUUCUGCCUGGCUCUUCCCAGGAUGAGAAGGGAGGCAUGCUGGCCGGCCUCAUGGUCCAGCUCAAACUAGAGCUACCAUUUGACCGCGUCGUCACCAUCGGCACCGUCAUUAUCCCCAUCCUGCUUGUCACACUCGUCUUCACAAGGAAUUUCGCAGAGGAGUCAAUCUACUGCUACACGCCUCACAACUUCACCCGUGACCAGGCCCUGUACGCGCGAGGCUACUGUUGGACAGAGCUGCAUGACGCCGUGCCCGGGGUGGAGCCUGAACUUCGACCUUCGCUGUUCGAGCACAAGUUCCUGCCCUAUGCUCUGCUGGCCUUUGCUGGCAUCAUGUACAUCCCUGCUCUCGGCUGGGAGUUCAUGGCCUCCACAAGACUUACCUCCGAGCUCAACUUUCUGCUUCACGAGAUAGACAACUGCUACCACCGGGCGGCCGAGGGCCGGGCCCCUAAAAUCGAGAAGCAGAUCCAGUCUAAAGGACCGGGUAUCACUGAGAAAGAGAGACGUGAGAUCAUUGAGAAUGCGGAGAAGGAGAAGAGCCCCGAGCAGAACCUGUUUGAGAAGUACCUGGAGAGACGAGGCCAGAGCAACUUCCUGGCCAAGCUGUACCUGGGUCGUCACCUGGCCAUCAUCUGCCUCAGCUCCAUCCCCAUCUCCUACCUGAGCGCCUACUGGCACCGCCAGCGCCAGAACGAGUUCAGCUGUGCCCUGGGGGAGCCUCCAGACACCAGCAGCAUCCCAGAGCUGAGGCUCAGCGUCAACUGCAAACUGCCGGCCGUGCAGCUGCAGAGGAUCAUGGCCGCCGUGGACAUCGCCCUGCUGAGCACCAUGAACCUCGUCAUCCUGGUCAACCUGCUGCACCUGUUUGUGGUGCGCAAGUCCAACUUUGUGUUCGACAAACUGCACAAGGUGGGCAUCAAGACGCGGAGGCGCUGGCAGAAGUCCCAGUUCUGCGACAUCAACAUUCUGGCCAUGUUCUGUAACGAGAACCGUGACCACAUUAAGUCACUCAACCGCCUGGACUUCAUCACCAAUGAGAGCGACCUCAUGUAUGACAACGUGGUGAGGCAGCUGCUGGCCGCGCUGGCCCAGUCUAACCAAGAUGUCACGCCCACAGUGAGGGACUCAGGCAUCCAGACCCUAGAUCCCAAUAUGGACCCCUCUCUCCUGGGGGUAGGGGAGCUGGGAGGUGAGCCACUGGUCAUCAAACGACCACGCAAGAAGAUGAAGUGGAUCCCCAGCUCCAACCCUCUCCCGCAGCCCUUUAAGGAACCUCUGACAAUGACGCGUUUGGAGAACAGCGUUAAGCCUGAGAAGCCCAAACUGGUGAGGAGGAAAACAGUGGCAGAGAGCUACGUCGCUCCUUUAAGCAAGAGCACACAGUACUCUGCUAAAGAUAUGAGCACGCUGGAGAAAAAGCAUAGUCGCAACUUUUCCCUGGAUGUCCACCCGUACAUGCUGACCAUCCGCAAGCCCACCAAAGUAGAGACAGUCAGCGCAGAGCCUCUACCCCCAGACCACACCCUGGACUCGGUGUUCAUCGAGGGCACACACACCAUUGUCCAUGUCUCUGCUUCUAUCACAGAAAAGAAAGAUCGCACUCCAGAAUCCACCAACACAGUCUUCUCUACAAUGACCGUCCCCACCAGCACCUAUAUGAACGGUGCCACUCCCAGCCCUAACCCACCAUUUCUCGCUGACCGCCACCUUAUAGAACCUCUGAUCGAGCAAGAGGAGCCUGAAGAUGCCCAGCCUGCAGUCUUCACUCGGAUCCCUUCCCACCAGCUGCUCAGUAUGCAUCAGCUACUCAGUAUGGAGGAAGAGGAGGCUAGAGGCCAGGGGGCCAGACUGUCUGAGAGACCCGGGGGGGAACUGAUCUCUGCUGGGGAGUGUUGAGGAGGAGACACACACAUCCCAUCCCACCUAUAGCCAAAAGCCACAUUGUACCCCUAACCCCUAGUUAUGCUGUGCUCAUACCUCACUACUCCUCUGGUGAAGGGACUGAGUGCGAGUGCUGAUGGUGCUGAACCAGAAUUUUUAGCUGGAGUGUUGAAGAUUUAACAAGAUGGAGCAUAAGAGAGGAUAGUGGUUCAAUGUGUUCUGAUCUACCCAUAGUCAUCUGACUGCUGUUACUCUCUCCACACAUGAAGACUUCGGUGAAAUGCACACAGGAGCAUUACCUUUGUAGAUCCUGCACAGUUGAAUGGAGCAUUUGUUGGUCAUGUUCUUCACUUGGUGAGGAAGCAGCUCUUAAUGAAAAAGAUAAGAAAGAGAAUAGGGAAGACAUACGGUUUGAAGCUUUUUAAACACAUUUUAGAAAAGCACACAAUCUAUAGUCCAUUCGGAAAGUAAUCAUGGCCAUUCACUUUUUCCACAUUUUGUUACGUUACAGCCUUAUUCUAAAAUGGAUUAAAUCGUUUUUCCCCCAUCAAUCAACACACAAUACCACAAAAUGACUAAGCAGAAACAUGAUUUUUUGAACAUUUUGCAAAUGUAUAUAAAAAAAAAGGAAAUAUCACAUUUACCUACACUACCGCUCAAAAGUUUGUGGUCACUUAGAAAUUUCAUUGUUUUUGAAAGAAAAGCACCUUUUCUGUCCAUUAAAAAUAAGAUCACAUUGAUCAGAAAUA